CAAGGCGUCUAGGAGGUUGCCUAGCAACCAUCUUAAAAAAAAACAGCCGACAGGUUUCCAGAUCCAUACAAAAAUUAAUUAGUCCACCUCAUUGCUCUUCGUUGUAGGUUUGUACCACUUCAUACAACAACAGCGCUGGACAUGUUUCAGGACGGGAGGAGGCUGAGAACGGAGGGCUUCACCGUGAAGGCCACCAUGAAGAACUCCGUGGUCGCGGGACCUCCGGCUGCGGGCGCUUUUCGGGAGCGCCCCUCCAGACCCACCACUUUCCGCAAGUUUUACGAGCGCGGGGAGUUUCCAAUGGCGCUGGAGCAUAACACCAAAGGCAACCACAUUGCAUGGAAGGUGGAGAUUGAGAAGCUGGACUACCACCACUACCUCCCUUUGUUCUUUGACGGCUUAUGUGAGACUGUUCAUCCGUACGAGUUCUUCGCCCGCCAGGGAGUCCAUGACAUGCUGGAGCACGGAGGCUCCAAGAUCCAGCCUGUCAUUCCCCAGCUCAUCAUUCCCAUCAAGAAUGCCCUGAACACCAGGAACCGUCAGGUGAUCUGCACCACCCUGAAGGUGCUGCAGCACCUGGUGAUGUCUGGAGACAUGGUGGGAGAAGCGCUGGUGCCCUACUACAGACAGAUCCUCCCCAUUCUCAACAUCUUCAAGAACAUGAACAGUGCUGUUGAAGUUUCCGCGUUGGUGACAGAUGCAUGGCUGCGAUUGGCCGCCCCGUCGCGCCCUGUGGGCCUGUUUCAUCCGUGUAUCACAUGACACACAUGUUCACACACUGACAUGUGAAGUCGGACGGCUUUGUGCAUGACUGCGCUAGUUAUAGUUGGCUGAUCUGGAAACCCACAGCGGGUUAGUUGUGGGUUUAGUACAACUCUAAUUGUGAAAAGACCUUAUGCAGCAGAGGUUUAAGAUCAUGCGAGUGUUACUGGUCCCCCACAGUAGGUUAUGCUCCACUUUGCUGCCAGAACACGGCACUGGUGCCUCUAAACUAAUGACGUUAAUUCAUUAGGAUUCUCAUUCACAAACAUUAGCUUCAUUUAAU
This is a messenger RNA of Betta splendens (Siamese fighting fish), 1045 nucleotides long. RefSeq names its product PARK2 co-regulated (gene pacrg). The transcript is spliced from 5 exons. Lineage: Eukaryota; Metazoa; Chordata; Actinopteri; Anabantiformes; Osphronemidae. Bases 142 to 762 code for a protein of 206 amino acids. Gene Ontology annotation, molecular function: Hsp90 protein binding; Hsp70 protein binding. Gene Ontology annotation, cellular component: cytosol; vesicle; neuron projection. The record is from RefSeq and is a predicted model, not a curated record.